AUAGUGAAACAUCAAGUGAUGAUAAAGAUGAGACAGAAGAAUUUGAUUCUUCAUCAAUAAAUACUCAAGUUCAAGAUUCAAAAAAGCUACACCCUCUAGUAAAAUGCAAAUAUUGUCUAAAAAAAUUUAAACGUAGACUUGCAACUCAUAUGCAAAAGCAUACUAAUAGUUGUAUAAAUGCUCUCGAAUCAGCCAAAACGAUUAAAAAACCCAAAUUACAGAAUUUAAAUUUAACACAAAGACAAAAUUCAAAUUUUACACAAGAUAGAUUAUCAACAGAGCUCUUAGAAAAUUUAUACAAAGAUGUUAAAAAUAAUGUUAGUCAUAAAAUAGAUAAUAUUCAAAAUAUUACUAUA
Racocetra fulgida is the source of this 356-nucleotide messenger RNA. Lineage: Eukaryota; Fungi; Glomeromycota; Glomeromycetes; Diversisporales; Gigasporaceae. The record is from the annotation of a GenBank genome assembly.